AUGUCGUACUCGCGCCUACACAGUACAGUGAACUCGACGAUUUUGUCUUCGGGCACCUACUGGGGCCAGUUCGAGGAGAUUGGCAAGUACAAUGCCAACCUGAAUGUCGCUGAGCGGCUGUGGGCUGCAUGGUACGCAUGGAUGCAGAACGAUGUCCUGGCCACCGGAAUCAUGUCCUUCGCGAUGCACGAGCUGGUCUACUUUGGUCGCUCGCUACCAUGGAUCUUCAUCGAUAGCUUGGGUCUAUUCAAGGGCUACAAGAUUCAGAGUAGCAAAAUCCCCUCGUUGCGCGAACAGUGGGACUGUGCCAAGUUCGUGCUCCUGAGUCACUUUACCGUGGAGCUGCCGCAGAUCUGGCUCUUCCAUCCUAUGGCCCAAUACUUUGGUCUCACGACUUCGGUUCCCUUUCCCUCCCUGUGGACCAUGGCCUACCAGAUCGCGAUUUUCUUUGUGAUGGAGGACACCUGGCAUUACUUCUCCCACCGUGCCUUGCACUGGGGCCCCCUCUACAAGGCGAUUCACAAGAUUCAUCAUCAGUACUCUGCACCAUUCGGCCUAGCUGCCGAGUAUGCAUCCCCGAUUGAGGUCAUGAUUCUGGGCUUUGGGACAGUCGGCUGCCCGAUUCUCUGGUGUGCCUUCACCGGUGAUUUGCACAUUCUCACAAUGUACAUUUGGAUCGUUCUGCGCUUGUUCCAGGCCAUCGACGCGCACAGCGGCUAUGAGUUCCCCUGGAGCCUGCACCACUUCCUGCCCUUCUGGGCCGGUGCGGAUCACCAUGAUCUUCACCACGAGAAGUUCAUUGGCAAUUAUUCCAGCAGCUUCCGGUGGUGGGACUAUGUCCUGGACACUGAGUACACUCCCGACUCGUUGAAGCGGCGGAGAGAGAAUAAGGUAUCGACGAAUAAGGCUCAGUGA
This is a messenger RNA of Penicillium canariense, 915 nucleotides long. RefSeq names its product sterol desaturase family protein. The coding region runs from base 1 to 915 and encodes 304 amino acids. Gene Ontology annotation, molecular function: iron ion binding; C-4 methylsterol oxidase activity. The transcript is spliced from 4 exons. Lineage: Eukaryota; Fungi; Ascomycota; Eurotiomycetes; Eurotiales; Aspergillaceae. The record is from RefSeq and is a predicted model, not a curated record. Gene Ontology annotation, biological process: ergosterol biosynthetic process.